ACCGCCCGCCAUUGCCGUUGUCUAGUAGUCACUAGAACUCUUCAAAACCGAUCGCCAUUUCAGGAUUCCUCGGCGUCACCAACCACCAUGCCGAUGGUUCUACUUUCUACAUCCACUUCUGAUCUCUGUUUCUCAUUUCCUGCCAGUUUCCUUAUUCCCCGCCUUGUUCACAAUCGGAGUUGGAUUCAUUUCGCUGCUUCUUGAAAUUCAGGAUCGCUAGAGGGCGCCUGCGCAUGUCCAAGUUGCUGCGGCUUUGACUUUCAAUCUGUCUCUAAGUAACUUGGCUGGUCGGUUUUUACAUGUUUCUGUGUCAGUACAGAGGAUGUUUUUUGUUUGAAGAUGGCGCAGCGGUAUAGAUUUGUCCGAUGCUGGGAAGUUUAGGAAGUGAAAGAACUCUUAUGUACUUGAAGUGUAGUCUGAUUCUAGUCUCUAUUUUGAAUGUUCAUCUUUCUCGCGGUUUUUGGACGUUCAUUUUUUCGAGGACAAAUGUAGUGGGGAUUUUGCUUAGUAAUCAGGAAUCAUCGCGCGUUCAGUAGACACAUGGAUGCUGAAAUUUUAAUUGCUGGGGGUAACUGGAGUGGAUUUUAGCUGGCUUGCACUGGUCUCUAAAGCACUGGUGUGGUGCACACGACUGUUGGGAUAAAACAGGCCUGUAACCUCGUAUUCCAAGGUUGGGAUGGCAGUGUCCAUGAAAGGAAUAGAACAGAAUCCUGUUGUCUACGAUCUUGUGUCUGAAAUGGCUUUUCAACGCAACAAAGCUGAUGUCAAGAUUCUUCAUCUUCUUUCUCCAGAAAUUACACAAACCCCUCGGCCUUCUGAGAUUUCUUUGUAGCAGAGAUUUUCAAAGCCAGAAUCAAUCAAUAUCAAUCAAAUCCAUGGCGGGAAACGGCUCGUACGAUUGGGCGGAUCAGUGGGAUUACAGCGACUCGAAGGACGUAGUCACGGAGACCAAGAAGAAGAGCGGCGGCGGCGGAAACACUACGACUAAGUAUAAACAGAAGGUCGGCGAAGGCCUUGGGAAGACCAAAGCUGUGGCCUCCAAUGGCGUUAAAAAGGUCAAAGAAGGAACCUCUCUCGGCUUCCAAUGGAUCAAAGAUAAAUAUAACAAAACCGCUCAUAAGAAGUAGAAAUCCUUCGUACUCUACUCCUCUCUUGCUCUUUGGUUUUCUUUUUCUUAUCAUCAUCGUCUCCAUAGCUUAUCUCUGAGCUGUAUAUCUUGUUUUUUCUAUUUCUUUGUCUGCUGGUUAUAUAUAGACACAGAUACACCAUAGAUUAUUCUUUUGUUAAUAUGAUUUGAUCUCUGUUCUUCUCU
This is a messenger RNA of Cucurbita maxima (winter squash), 1312 nucleotides long. RefSeq lists its product as uncharacterized. Lineage: Eukaryota; Viridiplantae; Streptophyta; Magnoliopsida; Cucurbitales; Cucurbitaceae. The record is from RefSeq and is a predicted model, not a curated record. The coding region runs from base 762 to 1127 and encodes 121 amino acids. The transcript is spliced from 4 exons.